Corticium candelabrum is the source of this 1869-nucleotide messenger RNA. RefSeq lists its product as uncharacterized. Lineage: Eukaryota; Metazoa; Porifera; Homoscleromorpha; Homosclerophorida; Plakinidae. Gene Ontology annotation, biological process: peptidyl-proline hydroxylation to 4-hydroxy-L-proline. The record is from RefSeq and is a predicted model, not a curated record. Gene Ontology annotation, cellular component: endoplasmic reticulum. Gene Ontology annotation, molecular function: procollagen-proline 4-dioxygenase activity; protein binding; L-ascorbic acid binding.
AUGAGAAAAGCAGAGAAGUGUAGCAGAGACCUCUGGGCAGCAUUACUUGAAUAUCAUAAUACCCCUACAGAAGGGAUGGAAUCGAGCCCAGCUCAAAGAAUGAUGAGCAGACGAACAAAGGGAUUCUUUCCAACAACAGAAAAUCUUCUCAAGAGACACACCCAGGAUGACAUGGCCAAUAUACAAGGAAACAAAAUAAAACAACAAAAAACCUAUGACAAAACAGCCAAGGAUUUGAGAGAGUUGCAACAAGAAGAUAUGGUGAUGAUUGAACCCUUUGGUUAUGGCAAACAGUGGCAAAAGGCAACCGUGACAAAACAAAUAGGACCAAUAUCAUAUGAAGUAGAGACAACAAAAGGUACCAAAUUGAUCAGAAACAGAAAACAUCUGAGACAAAUGAAACAGAACACAGUCAAAAAUCAGCAGAAGCUGAGCCAAGUGAUUGGUAAAGGCAUGACAGGAGUAGACUUGCCAAUGACAAGAACACCAAGUCAAGAAAGGACACAACAGCAGCAGGCCAAUCCUAAACAGACUCAGAGAAGUAGUGGUAGAAUAACUAAAAUGCCAGCAUAUUUAAAGACACUACGUUGUUGUUCUGUAGCGAAGACUACGGAGACUGACACAGACACUUGUGAGCUAGCGUUGUCUGCUGACUCAAAUCGCAACGUUGAGAUUGAUGGUGUGCGUAUUACUAUCAGACCCAUGCUAACCACGUCACAGAAGAACUUCAAGCAGCUCAAUCAUUGCAAGACCAUUACUUCUCAGAGCAAUACGCAACCACAAUGUACCAUCACGAGAGAGGAUGUUAGUCUGCCAGGAAGUCGUUGUUUUCUUCUUCAUGGCCUGUUAACAGCAGAAGAGUGUCGUUUCUACAUCGACGAGACGGAGAGAGUUGGCUAUUCGAGUCUCACCAAUCUUUUUGAGACUGAAUGUCGUUCAAAUGACAGAUUGUUGUCAAUUAGUGAAGAGCUGGCUGCCGGAAUUUACAGUCGCCUGGAGCCUUACUUGGAGCGUAGAGACAUUCUCCGCAUUCGACCAGUGGGAUUUGGUAAUCAGGGCACUUGGAAACCGAGCAGACUUAACGAAUGCUUCAAAUUUGGAAAAUAUGAACCAGGUGGACAUUUUAGUCCCCACUUAGAUGGACCAUGGGUUCCUCGUGAGGAUGAGAGCUCAGUGUACACAGUAGUUAUCUAUUUGAAUGAUAACUAUGAAGGUGGCAAUACAAAAUUAUCGCCUCCUACUGGCCAAGUUGUUUACACUGUGACUCCUAAACAAGGUUUAGCAUUGGUGUUCAAUCAUGAUACUCUUCAUGAAGGAACACAAGUGAUCACUGGGACAAAGUGUAUAAUUAGAACAGAGAUCAUGUUUUAUCGUGUUGACACAGAUAUGAUUCCUGACCCUUUGUCUUAUAAAAGUGACGAAAACUAUGUCGAGACAUUGGCGCUAUAUGUGAAAUCACAUGAUCUAGAGCAAGUGAUCAUUGUUAUGAAUGUAUCUGGUAAUACCUCUGGUUUUACCGAUAGCUAUUUGAAAGCGUUGAAACUUCAAAUUGAGGCUCAACGGUCAGUUGGAGCUGAUGCAGAAGCACUCAGUACAUGGGCUCUUCCUUACGAGUUAUAUGUUUAUGUGUUCUCAUAUCUCCAGCCUUCUGACUUGUGCAGAUGUAUGACAGUAUGAAAGGAUUGGUAUGAUGUAGCAAUGGAUGGACAACUGUGGUUUGAUUUGCAUCGAUUACGAUGGCCAAUAGAUGUUAAUGUUGAGAAGUUUUUGGAUGCAGUUAAACACAAGAUGCCAAGUGCAUUUACAAAGGAUUGGCAUGGUUGCUACAAGCAACGAGCCAUCAACGCUAAAGAAUACAGAGCUGUUGUG